Messenger RNA from Propithecus coquereli (Coquerel's sifaka), 339 nucleotides. Its product is annotated as protein Tob1. NCBI's taxonomy places the organism in Eukaryota, Metazoa, Chordata, Mammalia, Primates, Indriidae. The record is from RefSeq and is a predicted model, not a curated record.
AUGCGGACGGUGGGUGGGAAAAAGGGGAGACGCUACUCCCAACGAACCGCCGCCAACGCUCCCGAGGCCUCACCAAAAUGGCCGCCGCCGUCUCGGCCGCCACCACCACCACCACCACAACCAACAGCUCGCUAUCGCUGCCGCCGGCGCGGCCCGUCCUCUCGCGAGAGACAAUCACCCAGUGAGCUGAAGUAAGUUAGUAGUGGAGCCUGGACCCUCUGCUUCCCAUGGCAGCCUACUUCGGUAGCGCUGCCUCGUUUUACAUGAGGGUGGUUUCCCGAUAGCUUUCAAAUACCUAUGCUAUCUGUUCACAAACUUUGUAGGUUAAGAAUCCCUUAG